UCCACGCGCAUUUUGCGGUCCAAAUCAUGGCUCGUCUUAUAAAGUUAUUUAAACGACCUCAUCCCGCCGCUCUUUUCCCUCUUCUUCUUCUUGUUCCUCAUUCUCUCACCCGUGACUGGAUAUCUACGUCUUGUCUCCUUCCUCCCCCCGUUUUCCCUCUUAUAAUUUUUUUUAUAUCGCUAUUUAGUUUGGAUUUGAUCCUUUUCCUUUCUACUAUAAUUCGUCUAAUCCUAAAUUUCGGUGCUUAAUCUAUCCUAUUAUCAUGUUGCCCAGAUUGUUUAUUCUCGCCGCCCUUGCCCUUAGCGCCACAGCUCAGAAACCUCCCGCCGCAUCCGCUUCUCCAACACCUUCUGCUGGUGGCUUCCAAUUCAAAGAACAGUAUCCUAAUCCAGGAUCGGUGCCUACUCCUAAGCCUGAAUGGAUGGACUUAUUGAAGAGUGCCAACAUUUCCAACGCACCAGUAUUGAAGGGUGGUUCUGAUGGACCCAAGCAAUCUGGUGACAGCGAUCCCUACUGUGAUUGGACCUUCACAGGCUGCACUCGUCCCGACGACAUCGUUGCUUGUCCCAAGGGUGAUUGGGGUAUCACUUACGAUGAUGGCCCAACUGAAUUCAGCCCCAAGUUGUAUGAUUUCCUUGACAAAAGCAAUCAAAAGGCAACUCUGUUCAUGAUUGGCGGUCAAGUCGUCCGCUAUCCUGACUUGACCAUGCGCGCUUACAAGGCCGGUCAUGAAUUGGCCAUGCAUACCUGGUCUCAUUCCUACCUGACAACCCAAACCAAUGAACAAAUCGUUGCUGAACUCAAGUGGACCGAACAAGCCAUCAAAGAAGUGACAGGUGUCUCCCCUCGAUUUUAUCGUCCGCCUUAUGGUGACAUUGAUGACCGCGUCCGCGACAUUGCUAAAGCUUUGGGCUUCACCGCUGUUAUUUGGAAUCAUGAUACUGAUGACUGGAAGGUGGAUGAAGAUCCCAGUUUCAAGGAAACCUGGAUUGAUGGCAAUGUGACCGAAUGGGCCGCCGAAGCUUCCACUGCUACCGAAGGCGGUAUUUCCUUGGAACAUGACUUGUAUCAGAAGACCGUCGAUGCUGCCAUUCGUGUUCUUCCCGUCCUUCAAAAAGCUUACAACGUCAAGACUGUGGGUGCCUGUAUGAAGCAACCUUCUUAUAAGGAAGGCAAUGCCACUGUUCCCACCAACGCUACCAGCAGUACCGCCGCUUCCUCUUCCGCUGCUGCCACCUCUUCUUCCUCCCUUUCAUCUUCCUCUUCUAGUGAACUUUCCCCUGCCGGUUCCAAUGUUUCCCAAACAAAGGGACAAGAGGCACAAGAAAAGGAAGGGAGUGCUGCAGCUCAAGUUGCAGUUUCCUCUCUCGGUGUGAUGCUGGUGGUCGCUGCAUCCUACGUGUUGGCUUAAAAAAAAUGUAGUUUUGCUUCAUCCAUUUCCCCUCCCCUGUUGACGUUUCCUCUUCAUCCUUUUGCACUUCUUUUUUUUCUUUUUGUUAUUUUUAUGUCUUGUAUUAGGUAACUCUUUACAUGCUCCCAUGUAUAGUCAUUAGAUCGCUCACGCUUUUUCACAAAUAACGUGCUGCUGCAGCGGCUAAAAACACCAGUCGGUGAGCAGUUUAAUUGAUUUUUAUUUUUUGUACAGUUUUCUUUGGCCUUUUGUUAUGUUGGUUUUGUAUUGUUUGUCUGGUCGUUCGAUUUGCCUCUUUUAAACAUAAUCCAAAAGCGAGCAAAACCAUGCGACUUUCUAUAUAUGUCUAGCGUGACCCACUCCAUAUGAAGAUCGUCUUGAUCAGCAAAAGAAAACAAAAAACAAAACAUU
This is a messenger RNA of Radiomyces spectabilis, 1822 nucleotides long. RefSeq lists its product as uncharacterized. The coding region runs from base 263 to 1411 and encodes 382 amino acids. Gene Ontology annotation, cellular component: membrane. Gene Ontology annotation, molecular function: chitin deacetylase activity. The transcript has 5 exons. Lineage: Eukaryota; Fungi; Mucoromycota; Mucoromycetes; Mucorales; Radiomycetaceae. The record is from RefSeq and is a predicted model, not a curated record. Gene Ontology annotation, biological process: carbohydrate metabolic process.